AUGACGAGUGUUCGGAUAAUAACACUGGUGCUCUUACCGGUAAAAGUUAUGUGUGACGUGAGCAGCUUAGUGGGGGGUUAUCAUUACCCGCAACUCCAUCCCCCAGUGCAGUUUGACGAAACACCUGCUCCUGACCCUCCGGGAGUUUACCUGCCACCACAGUACCAAGACGAAGUGAUACCUCCAUUCCCUGUCCCAGACCCAACAUACCUACCGCCCUUGCCCCCCAUAUACCCCCCGCUGGCCACUCCUCCAGACAUUUUCAGUGACGAAGACACUAUCGCGAUUUCAACUCCACCCCCCUCAUCCCUCUAUCAAGCACCAUCACCACAGAUGAAGAUAGUCAACAUGUCUUGCGUACAAGACAGUUUCUUCAAGUCAACGUUUCGGCUAAAUUCGAGAUCUUUUUCUCCACCCCCAGUUAUUGAUGAUGGUGUAGAUGGAUGUAUCACUUCUGGUUCAGCAGGUGUUCAUUCAAUCGACAUGGAGGGAAGCAGGAAGAUGGCUAGUUGUGGUGUUCGCAGGUGUUCCGCAGGGAGUGGUUCUAGGGCCAAUAUGUGCGUUGUAGUGAGGAUGCCAACGGUAAAGGGGGUUAAGUUGCCGGAGGAUUUUGUUGUAACUUUGCAGUGCAUUCCACAGGAGAGCAUUGUUUCACAUACGAAGCAAAUUAGAUUGGGACCCACUUCUGUAGAAAGAGGAAGAUCUUCGAACAAUGCUAUCGUGGCCAGUGGUGGGGGCAAACAGAAAUUCCACAGUCAAAUGGUACUACUUAGGAAAUCCCCUGGAAGCAACAACUUUGAUCAAAUCUUGCAAAGUGGAAGCGUGGUAUUUCUCGGAGAAGAUAUAAUAUUGAGAGCAAUUGUACAGGAUGGCGAUGGUUGGAAAUUCAGUCGUAUGGGACCGGUAACUUUGAGAAGCUCAAAUUCCCAGAAGAGUCUCACGCUGGUAGAGGAAAAUGGUUGCCGAAGUCCAGGAAUGAAAUUGAUUUGCCCUUUCCAACCCCGUCAGCUGAGUCCUCUGGACACCAUGUUGCAUUUCCGAGCAUUUUUGUUCCAAGACUCACAAAGAGGAGACGAUAUGGUGCUAUCCGUGAAAAUGUUGGGCUGUUUGCAUUCCCAAGAUUGUUUUAGGAAUGGAAUAUGUGACCAACCCAACUUGUCAGCUCCAUCCAGAUCGAAGAGAUCCAUCAAAAAUAAUGACACUACCAAUUGGGAGUCCCAGAUUCAGUUUCGAGUUCAGAUGUCUCAAGAAGAUACACCAAGAAGUGGAAAAUUCAUGAACCAGUUCCAUUUUUCCACUUACCACAUCGUGAUAUUUGUUAUCGGAAUUUUUAUUACUGUAUUAUUAUUAUUAUUCAUAUUUCAUUGUUAUAGGAAGAAUAGCUGAGGAAAGUUUACUAUUCCAGACCAAUGAAGUUCCCAAGUUUGCGACUGGCAAUAAUGAAUAUGUGAAAAUAUAUCAAAUUGUAAUA
Messenger RNA from Leptinotarsa decemlineata (Colorado potato beetle), 1471 nucleotides. RefSeq lists its product as uncharacterized. The record is from RefSeq and is a predicted model, not a curated record. Lineage: Eukaryota; Metazoa; Arthropoda; Insecta; Coleoptera; Chrysomelidae.